ACUCACACUCUAUGUCAGAGCGCGGCGUUGACAACCGCUGGCCACUGAUCAGCCUACUUUGCACGGGUUCGCGUCUCCAUGCAAGACUGCUGAAAAAGAAGCUGUUUCUCACAUUUUCUUUUACUUGCAAGUCAGGCAUCUAACGGAAAACAGCAAGCCCGUCCACGGCGACAAAAGCACAAGAAGUAAAAAGCCUCCAAGUGAUUUUCUAGGCUCACCACUGUCUGCACAAUGUCUGGAGAAGACGCACCUGCUCAGCAGCAAAACGCCGUGGACCAAAAGCAGGAGACCAAACCUACUGAGGAGCCAAAAUCCGAGCCACCCAAGACGGAGUCCGCACCCGCCGGCGCCGCAGAGGCAGCGGCCACCCCGGCGGCGACCACCGAGAAGGUCCCCGAAGAAGAGACCUUCACCUACCGCGCUCUGGUGCUCACCGGAUACGGGGGCUAUGAUAAAGUUAAGCUGCAGGUGAAGAAAGGCAAGCCGACACUCAAGGCUGGUGAGGUGCUGGUUCGGGUCAAGGCAUGCGGGCUGAACUUCGCCGACUUGAUGGCCAGACAGGGGCUGUACGACCGACUGCCGUCCCCGCCGGUCACCCCGGGAAUGGAGUGCUCCGGGGUGGUGGAGGCUGUAGGGGAGGAAGUAACAGACAGGAAAGUUGGUGAUAAGGUUAUGGUGCUGAACCGCUUUGGGCUGUGGCAGGAGGUAGCAGUGGUGCCAGCAAACCACACCUUCCUAAUCCCCGAAGGAAUGAGUUUUGAGAUGGCAGCAGCCCUGCCUGUCAACUACAUCACCGCCUACAUGAUGCUGUUUGACUUUGGGAACCUUCGACCCAACCAGAGUGUCCUCGUCCACGCGGCUGCAGGUGGCGUGGGCAUUGCAGCCACUCAGCUGUGCAAAACGGUGAAGGAUGUGACUGUGUUUGGCACUGCAUCAGCCAGUAAACAUGAGGCCAUCACCCAGGGUGGAGUCACACAUGCCAUUGACUAUCGCACCAAGGACUAUGUGGAGGAAGUCCGCAAGAUCAGUCCAAAAGGGCUGGACAUAAUACUGGACCCUCUUGGAGGAUCAGACACCCAUAAGGCCUACAACCUUCUGAAGCCUAUGGGCAAACUUAUUACCUAUGGAGCAGCUAACAUGCUGGCGGGCCAGAAAAAGAACCUGAUUGCUGUGGCAAAGAACUGGUACCACCAGUUCUCCAUUCACACACUCAGCCUGAUCCAGGGGAACAAGUCAGUGUGUGGCUUCCACCUGGGCUACUUAGAUGGGGAGACAGAGCUCCUCGCCCAGGUAAUGAACACCAUUCUGGAUCUCUACAAGCAGGAAAAGAUCAAACCCCGCAUUGACUCUACUUGGCAUCUUGAGCAGGUGGGCGAUGCCAUGAGAAAGAUGCAGGAAAGGAACAACAUUGGCAAAGUGAUCCUCACUACAGAGCCGAUGCCCGAGGAAGAGAAGAAGGAGGAGACCAAGAAGGAGGAUAAGAAAGAGGAUAAGAAGAAAGAUGACAAGAAGAAGGAUGACAAGAAGAAGGACGAUGCCAAGAAGGAGGAGAAGAAGGAUGACAAGAAGAAGGAGGAGCCUAAGAAGGAGGAGAAGAAGGAAGAGGAGAAGAAGGAAGAAACCAAGAAGGAGGAGAAGUGAGAGGGUUGGAUGGCUGGAUAGUCAAGCAGACCAGCAGGGAGUUUGUGUCUUGGGAUCUAGGGUGUGGUGUGGGAUGGUGGGGAUGGAUGUGGUGACUUAG
Archocentrus centrarchus (flier cichlid) is the source of this 1741-nucleotide messenger RNA. It is a transcript of the gene vat1, whose product is annotated as vesicle amine transport 1. Lineage: Eukaryota; Metazoa; Chordata; Actinopteri; Cichliformes; Cichlidae. Bases 232 to 1641 code for a protein of 469 amino acids. The record is from RefSeq and is a predicted model, not a curated record. Gene Ontology annotation, cellular component: mitochondrial outer membrane. Gene Ontology annotation, biological process: negative regulation of mitochondrial fusion. Gene Ontology annotation, molecular function: oxidoreductase activity; zinc ion binding. The transcript has 6 exons.